GAAAAGUAACUGAUUUCUUUUCAAAAUUGAACUGUACUCCAAUUCGAAUCACGGUUAACAGCAGAUAUGAGAUUCGGCGCCGGACACCGCCGACAACCCAGGGACUCAUUCAUUCCGCCGGAUUCCCAUCAGCGCCAUCAGUUCCCCCGUGACUCCAACGCCAGUUUGGCGAGCAGCCGCCGUUCUUCCUCCGGCGGCGCGGGGUGCACGAAGAUCGAGGACUACAAGGAGCGCCGCUUGCAGAAAUCGGUGAUUUCCGCCCUCAACAAGUUUCUGAAGACGCGGAACUGUCUCAUCAUCUUCAAAUCCAGCGGAACCCCACCUUCCAACGACAUCCUCGAUACCCUAAAAUUGCUUCUGAGAGAGAUCGAGUACCCUGUGUCGAAGCUCGAAGAGGAUCUUCCUCCUCUCCUGAAGCGCCUCAAUUACCCUUUCACGAUCCACAAAUCCACCCUCAAAUCCCCCGACCCUCACCAUUGGCAUCACUUGCUCGCACUCAUUCACUGGCUCAUUCAGAUCGCCUCCUUCGGCUUUCACAUCUCCGAAUCCACCUCCAAUACAGUCUUGUCCCUCGUCCAGGUCAACCUUGUCCACCAGUACACCCUCAAUUCCUAUCUUAACUACAUUAACGGCCAUGAUGAUGUGGUUGAAGAACUCGAACUCGACAUCAUGGACAAGCUCAACCACCAGAAGGUCCUCGCCGAGGAGAAGCUCGAGGCUGCCAACAAUGAGCUCAAGAGUUUGAGGGACGACUUGGAGAAGCUGAGGUUGCAUCCCGUAAAGAAGGACGAGUUGGAGAAGACUAAGGGCAUGCUAGAGGAGGAUGUGAAGAAGUUUAGUCUUCUGAUUGAGGAUGUUGGGAGGAUGAUUGAGGAGAUGGUGAAGGUGCUAGCAGAAAAGGAGAAGGUUCUGGAGGCAAAGGAGCGGGAGAACCAUAGGGUUUGCGAGGAGAACAAGGAGCUGAGGAGGACGGUGGAGGCGCAGCCUGUGAAUGCGAGGGAUGUGGAGAGGAUGAAGAGGGAGUUGCAGGCUUUGGAGAGGGGGAUCGAGGAGGGCGAGCUUGCCAGGAAUGUUUGGGAGGACAAGUCCCGGGAACUGGAGAAUAGUCUUUCUCACAAGUUCAAGGACCUUGAGGUGCUUGCUUUGGAUUGCAACCAAGAGCUGAGGAGGUUGAAGAUCAGUGAUGAUAUUCAGUAUCAGUUGAAUGCCAAGGGAACUACGCCUGCUGAGAUUAUGGGUUUUGACCAUAAAUUGAGUCUGAAGCCUGCACUUAACUCGUACACUGAGGACAUUAAGAAGAUUUCUAUGGGGAGAUGGGAAGAGUUAAUUUCCUAUCAGCAAAUGUCCAAUGAAAAUGCUUCUAGGCUUGAGGAAAAAAGAAAUAAUGUUGCAACAGUGCAGUCACAGAUUGAUAAAAUAGAAGCUGAACUAAAAAUGAUAAAGAAUGAAACACAAGAUUAUGUAAAUAGAUGUUCAGCUGAAGCAAAGCAAAUGUUGGAGGAUGUCCACGUAGCAAGUCAUGACCUGGACAUUAUGGAAAGAGAGGCAGCUGAGGUUCUAAAGGCUACCCAAUUGAAUUUGCAGGAAGCAAUUAAGCAAAGUGAACAAAAAAUACAAAUGCGUGCUCGUGAGCUCCUGAAGUUGGUUGAUUCAGUCUCAAAGUAUAAAGAAUACGUGGACUCUAAAAUUUCAGAGAUGAAUAGGGAUCUAUCAGAAACUGCAAGUGCUGUCUCUGAGGCAUACAGGGGUUCAUUUCCAGCCCAAUUCAUUAAUAUAUUGAAUACAAAUCGCCAGCUUGAGAGUAGAGACUGAGCCAUUGUGCAUUUGCUCUGGCAUCUAUGUAAACUAAAGUGCUUCACUUAUUGUUCCUUUUAGGUUAAAUUUAUGCUUGUAUGUUAGUAAUUAUAAUUAAAUCAAGUUAUCGUGUGUGUCAAGCUGUAGAUGUUUUGAGAAGUCUCUUAAAGUAAAGAUUAG
Molecule: messenger RNA, 1974 nt
Organism: Arachis ipaensis
Lineage: Eukaryota; Viridiplantae; Streptophyta; Magnoliopsida; Fabales; Fabaceae
Product: kinetochore protein NDC80 homolog
Source: RefSeq, a predicted model, not a curated record